Messenger RNA from Astyanax mexicanus (Mexican tetra), 7656 nucleotides. It is a transcript of the gene znf687b, whose product is annotated as zinc finger protein 687b. The coding region runs from base 369 to 4628 and encodes 1419 amino acids. The transcript has 10 exons. The record is from RefSeq and is a predicted model, not a curated record. NCBI's taxonomy places the organism in Eukaryota, Metazoa, Chordata, Actinopteri, Characiformes, Acestrorhamphidae.
CACGAAUUCUCCUAUCAGAUUAGAGGCGCGUGUGUUAGAGGGCACGCUUUAAAAUCCAGAUUAGUGACAUUUGUGGGAAUGGCAGUGCUGCAUUCACACACAGUGGCCUUCGUUUAAAUGACCCCUCUCGCUGUCUCGGUGGCCGGAGAGCUCCGCCGUCAUGGAGGAAGGAAUAGGGAGCCUCAAAUAAACUUUAGCCAGCAGGCGAGCUAGGCUAGGCUAGGCUAGGAACCAGUGGACGUCUGUGUGCUUUAAUUAUUUAUCUGUCUAGCUCCAUAGAUAACAUAUUAAAUGGUGUGUGCUGUUGUGAACAAUACAAGAGGAUUAACACUGGAUUAAAUACAUAGGUUUGAGUCUACUGUCCCGGCAUGGGGGACAUGAAGACCCCCGAUUUUGAUGACUUGCUGGCAGCGUUUGAUAUUCCUGAUAUUGAUGCCAAAGAGGCUAUACAGUCAGCGCCUGAAGACGUAGAGGGACACCAGGGUUCAAGCAGUGGAUCUCUCUCAAAAUCAGGAGAGAGUGGAGCUGGAGGAAAUUCAACCCUUAGUGCCCCCAGCCCAGCCACAGAUCCACAGAGUGACCCCUCUAUUGUUAGUGUAAUUGUUAAGAACCGUGUGCGAACCGAAGCCGUAGACAGUGGUGAUGUACCAUUGUCAGAACCACUUAACCAUAAUGGAUUUGUGUCCUCAAGUGGGCCAGCUCAUCUUUCUCAGUCCCGUAGCCAGCCGAAUGGGGAGCAGUGGCCAUUGUGUACUUCAAAAGUGAAUUCAGAAGCCACUGGAUCCACUAACACUUCCAAACAGGGCAGCAACAUAUUCAAUAAGUUGAAACCUUUGAUGGCACAGGGAGCUGGAGACCCUGUUGGAAGGGCCAGGAAAAUGCAGCUUUUGCAGCAGCAACAGCACUUGCAGCAAGAAUCUGGUUCAGAGGGAGUUGACAAAGCAAAAGCUGCUGUUAUUCCUGGUGGCACAAGUGGAGCAGCUUCCCCGUUUUUUCCUCCUCCCAAACCUUAUCUCCCAACUCUCACCACAGUUCCUUCUUCGUCACCCUCAUCUUCGUCUCCUUCUGUUGGAUCUCGUGUAUUAGGGGCUGUUGCCUCUUCGCCACUUGCCACAAGCUUGACAGAACCAUUUAACGGAACUCCACGCCAUGGUUCAUCUGGAUACAGGCGUGUGGACUCAGAGGAGGAGGAUUCAGAUCCUGAUUCUGGGGGUUCAUUAGUCAUCCAAGAAAGUCCCGGUUCUCCCACUUCCCCAAAACGUUCACGCAGGCUCAGAUCUCCUGCUGAGAAUUCAGAGUCUCCGUCACUCCCUAAUUCAGCACCCAUGUCCUCUGCCACAUAUCCCAAACCAGGGGAUGUCCCAUUGGCCUCACCGGCAUCCCCUCAAGCGCAACAGAAUUGGACUUCCUCACCUGCUCAGACAGGGACUGCAAAGAGCCCACCACCAGAAGAGCGAAACCCUGAGCAUGUCAUUGAGGAGCGAGACUCUCCAGAAAGUCCAGAGCCUGAGAUCCCCAAAACUACAGUGACUAUGUCUGCAGCCUCCAAGAAAUCUUCCAGCCCAGCAGUGGCUACUUCACCACCUCCAGGCCUCCGAGAGCCAAAGGAGGAAGAAGAGGAAAUGGAGGUGGCCAAAGGAACACAAGAAGAUAGUGGAGAUGAGCGUAAUUCAGAAAGCCAGGACAAUGGACAAAAAGAGGACGAAAAGAUGGAUGUGGAAGAUGAGAGUGAUUCGACUCAGUCUCCAGCAACACCUAACGUCAGUGCACCCAACCCUGGAAGAGGUGGAGGCACCCCAGCUGAUGGUGUUGCACCCUCAAGACCCCUCAAAGUCCGCAUCAAGACCAUUAAGACUCCCACAGGAAGCAUUACCCGAACCGUAACCCGUGUGGCAGGAAAAGGAGCUGCUGCUGCAGGUGCAGGCAAAGCCACGGACACUGCAAAGGUUCAACCAGGAGGUCGAACUGUUCCUGCCAACAGAGCCCGAAAAACAGAGCCCACAACUGGUCGAAUUGUGAAAGGUUCCAACCUCCCUGUAUCAACGUUAGAGGCCAGCAGUGCUAUGCUGGCAGCAGCGAGCAAAGCUCAAAAUAAAAUUCCUGUCUGCUCUGUCAAGACUAAAGUGUCCGCCACAGCCGUCAGUAUAACGAAAGCUGCCACCUUGCCUGUGACUCCUGCUGUUGGUGGCAUCAGUGUGCGUGCCACCACAGGUAGAACAACCAAUGGAGCUACCCCUAAUGUCCAUGUACCUUGCAAGCCAGCUUCAAUUGUCAACAGCACAGGAGCUGUAAUUUCUCGCAGCCAGUCAAGCCUGGUGGAAGCUUUCAACAAGAUCCUCAACAGCAAGAACUUGCUGCCCAGUUACCGUCCAGACCUCUCUACCCUGCCACCCCCAGAAUGGGGGCUCCCCAUGCCAGCUACAGGCUACCGUUGCCUGGAGUGCGGCGAUGCCUUUGCCCUGGAGCGAAGCCUGGCACGGCAUUAUGACAGGCGGUCUUUAAGAAUUGAAGUUACUUGUAACCACUGUGCAAAGCGCCUGGCUUUCUUUAAUAAGUGCAGUCUGUUGCUGCACGCUCGAGAGCAUAAGGAGAGAGGACUUGUUAUGCAAUGCUCACAUCUGGUUAUGAGACCAGUUACUGUGGAACAGAUGAUUGGCCAACAGGACACCACUCCUAUCGGUAUGCUUUCACCCUCACCACAACUGUCGUCUCCCUCUAACCAAUCCGGAGUCCCACCUGCUUCCACCUCUAGUCCACUAAAGGAUUCCCCCACUCAAGCCACAGCUUCUACCCCUCUUAAUCCUGCUCGUCGUGCUCCUCAGAGUCCACAUGCCCUAAUGCCUCUUCCAUGCAAGAAGGGAGAGGUCUUGCAGUACCAUAAUUUCAAAUGUCCUGAAUGCCAGGUCCAGUUUUCAGGCAAGGCAGAGCUUGUGGCCCACUUUCAGCAAAUUAGAGCUACACAUAAUUCAACCUGUACGCUUUGUUCUCCUCCAAUGAUGCUCCCUAAUGGGUGUAGUGUGUCCGCUCAUCAGCGGAUCCAUAAACACCGGGCUCCUCAUGUAUGUCCAGAGUGUGGAGGCAUUGCUCGCCAAGCCAGUUUUCAAACCCAUCUCGAGGAAGCCUGUCUGCACUUCGCAAGACGCAUCGGCUACAGAUGCUCCAGCUGUCAGGUGGUGUUCGGUGGUCUGAACUCCAUCAAGUCUCAUAUUCAGACUGCUCAUUGUGAGGUGUUCCACAAGUGCCCCAAUUGUCCCAUGGCCUUUAAGUCUGCCUCCAGCGCCCAGGCUCACAUCAGCAGCCAGCACCCUACUCUCACCACUGCGCAGGCCAAGAUGAUUUACAAGUGCGUGAUGUGUGACACAGUCUUUACCCAGAAACCCUUGCUAUAUAUGCAUUUCGACACUCACCUGGCCAAGCAGAAAGUCCACGUGUUCAAAUGUCCAGACUGCACCAAAUUAUAUGCUCAGAAAGGUUCCAUGAUGGAACAUAUCAAGACUGCCCACAGAGGCCUGACAGGCAAAGCAGAAGCUCCCCCUGCUACCUCAGCCCCUGCCCCAGCCUCUACAGCUAACCCCAGCUUAAGAAGCAAACAGCCAGGAGUAACUGUUGGCUUUGAGGAGUGUGCCCAGGGACAAGGGGAGGAAGAGGAGAAAGAGGAAGAAGGGGAGGAGAAAGAGGAAGAGGAGGACGAGGAUGACGACAACGAUGAGGAAGAAGAGCAGCCGAGUUCUCCGGAGAGUGAAAGCAUGGAGUGGAGGUGCAAGAAAUGCAAGACGCGUUUCUCUGACAGAGAGGAUUACAUUGACCACAUGAAGAUGGAGCAUGGCAUGUCAAUGAAGAAAUUUCCAUGCCGGUUGUGUGAGCGCUCCUUUAGCUCAGCCAACAGCCUGCGUCGCCAUGUCCGUGUCGUUCACGAAGGCACCAAGAGAGUAUUCCAUUGCCAGUAUUGUUCAGAUGGUAAGCGAACAUUCAGCAGUCAGCUUAUCCUGGAUAAACACAUCCGAGUUAGACAUGGCAUCCGAUCUAGACAGCCUGCAGACAGACAGAAUGCCCCUAACACUAGAAAGCGCUCAGCUCCUGCUGAUGGGGCAGGCAGUUCCUCUGAGGUUGACUAUGAGGGUGAGGCUUCUGCUGCAGGAGGGACUGAUGCGACGGACACUGGAGGAGAGGACACUGUGAGUCCGGUGAAAAGAAUGCGGGCGUCUGAGAGCCGGCCUGCAGAGGAAGAAGCGGACGAUGGUACGUUCCGCUGCACACCGUGUGGCUUCAGCACACAGGACUGGGAGGAGUUUCAGCGGCACAUUCCCAGUCACUGUGAUUCCGAAUCCACCCUGCAGUGCCUGCAGUGCGGCGCCUGCUUUACUUCCUCUGGCUCCCUGAGUCGCCACCGUUUCAUCACGCACCGCUUACGGCACGACCACCAGGACAGCCGAGGUGGGAGCACGUCACCAGGCGUGUCGCCGAAGGACGGAUCGCCCUCAUCGCCCAAAGCGGGAGACGAGGGGGAGGGGGGUAUGAGCUGCAGAGUGUGCGGCCGGCGCUUUGAUAAAGCUUCGGACCUCAACACGCACUUCCGCACCCACGGAAUGGCGUUCAUCACAGCACAUAAGACAGACAAGCCCCUGUAAAAAAAAAAGAAAGAAAGCAGUUGUUAUUGGAACUAAGGUGAGGAGGAGAUGCACACCUGCAAUGAAGAGGAAAAAAAUGCUGCUAGAUGAACAGCUCUUUGUACCUUUUCACUCACUGGCCAGUCAGUGGAGUAGGUGGAGUUCUACUGAUGGGAGGAGGAUAGGCAGUAGAAGUUUUCUCUGUAAUGUCCAGCUCCUUUUUGUGUCUGCAUUUGUUCUACAAAGAUUUGCAUGAGUCACACCUAAAAAAGAACCUCACUCAACUGCAAACUCCUACCACCCAAAUAUAACAAUGCUGUGCCGUAGCUUUAAUGCAUGCAAUAAAUACGCUAUAUGUGGGUACGCUAUGAAAUUGGUAUGAACAAUCCAAUAAUAAAUACAGAAAAUACUAUCUUACAUACAGUCCUUACAGUAUAUUUAAGUCAACCAUUUAUGAACAAGCAACAUGAAGUAUAUUUUAAGACACAAUUCACAUUUUGAAUGCUUUUAAUUAGACAUUCUAGACAAUAGUCUUUCUCCAAAUAUAUUUAAAAUUUAAUUAAAAGGGGUAGAGGAAACUGUUUCCAUGCUUGAAAAAUAAAUUAAUGUAGAUUCUCUUGGUAAAAUGCAGCUUGAAUAAAAGUACUCAUCACUGUAAAUGUAGUAAAAUGUACUAAAAGUAUUUAAGGUACACUGACAUGCUCAGACGUCAGUGUGACAUGCCUGUUUGCAUGGACUAUUUUAGACAGAUGCUGCUCUUGACCCAGAUGUUGAUACACAAGUAACACUAUAGAUGUGGAACUUUAAAUUCCUUCACAACUCUGGAGAUCAUUGGACGCAUACUUAUACAGGAGUGAGUGUUUCCAUGCCUUCCUCUAAGUUAACACUUCAUAAUCAGUAUAUACACUGCUAUCCCAUGACUUUUAUUGAUUUAGAUGGUACAUUUUAGAUGCUUUAAAUGUAUUUAAAUUACUUUUGUUACAUCCAACUAAAUCUAUCUAUUAUAUUAAUAUAAUUUUAUGUUACUUGGACCCUGUAACAUGUAACACUAACAGUUUAGCAUUUUGAACAUAGUGGUUUCUACAUUGCUUAUAGCUAUUGUUUACAAUGCAAUUCAGUUAAAGGAGAAAUCCAGUGUGAAAUGGACUUGGGGUGUACAAGCUUCUGUUGAAUAGCCCACCUCCUUUUACCCCCAGCAUACCAAAAUACAGCUCUUUUAGUGGAUGAUUCAAACUGACUUACAAUGUUAAAGAUAGAGUUUCCCAUGCAAAGAAAUCACUAUUUUUAGACCAUUAACAAGCUCAAAGUAGCUCCAUACUCCAAUGGUAGAAUUCAAUGGUAGGGCUCUGACAUUUAAAACAAGGCACUGUUUAUAAACUCAGUAGUUUUAGGUAGUUUUCCGGAUGCCAAUAUCUUGAAAUUAAGUAACAAUUAGUCAACUGGCAAGCACAAAUUAAUAGGUAGGAUAUUGAAACAUACUGCAAAAUGAAUUAUGUUGAAAUGGAUGAAUUGCAGCUGUUGCUGGAAAGAUCUCUGUAAUAUUCAUACAUUUUUACAGAAUUGCAGAAUUUAUUUUGCAAUCUGUUCCUCUAUUCUACCUAUUAAUGGUGUAUAAAUAGUGAUUUCUUUGCAUGGGCAAUGCUAUCCUUCUAUAACUAGCAUUGUAGUUCUGUUGGGAGCAUCGGCUAAAAGCGCUGCAUUUCAGAAAGCUGGGAGCAAAAAGAGGUGGGCUAUUAGACAAUAGUUUGUACUUAUCGUACUUCACUACACCCCAAGUCACACCGGAGUUCUCCUUUAAAAGUUCUUUUGGAGUUCUUAACCAUACAGAAGGCAUUUUAAGAUUCUUUGAAGUAGUCAAAUAACUCAAAGUACUUUUAUCUAAGUAAUAUUUUACCAAGAGUAUUUUUGUACUGAAGUCUUGUACUUUACCCUCCCCUUCAAAGCUCUGUUUAUUGUUUUGGAUCUGAAAGUAAUAUACAGAUCUUACAUGUGAUUUGUCCUUCAUGUUGGAUAAAGUUGCUACUGUUCACACUAGUUAGGCUUCUGAUCCAGGGACUGCAUUAACACAGGUCAAAACAACCCACUCAGAGAUCAGUCGUUACAGCCAGAGCUGCUUAGCUGUUUUCAGCCGAGGACCACUGUUUCACCUGGAGCUGGAGUUCACAGAGCAUUAAAGCAAAAUAAAAAAGGGUGCUAGUGAAGGUUUUUCCUCUUUGUAUAAAACACUGACUUUUAAUAAUAAUUAUAUUGUAUCUACAUUGUACUAUUGAUAUUUAUUUAUAUGAAUCAUUCGUACUGAUUGUGAGUCAUUUGAUAACUUUCUGAACGUGGAAAUGAAAAGGUGACAAAUGUGGAUUUGUUUAUGUCAAAGAAUAGACUUUAAUAUAAGAAGAGAUAAACGGGGUCAUGUGGGUGAAAAGGCUUGCUAACUGCAAAUGAUGGUUAAAGUCAAAAGGUCAACAGUGAAGACGUCAACGACAGAAACCACUCGUGACUGGAUUUUGUCUCAACGGGCUAAUUAAGAUGUGUAUAAAUGCAGUACAUUAAUGGCUUGCUCUGGUUGUUUUGUUAGAAAACGUGAACAAGUUUAGUCUUUUGUAUUUGUAUAUUUUUUUUUUCCUUAGCCGAUUUCAGAUAUCAAUAACGUGGAAGUAUCGUUUCUGGGUAAGGAGCCUGAUGUAUUUUUUACAAAUUUAUUCAAACUAAAAAGGAGACAUUAAGUGUGAUGGAUUGCUGAUGCAUUUUAUUAAAUACAAAAACGUUUUUUUUUUUUUCUUUGAUAGUAGUCUUUUCUAUCCAAAGUGUCUGUGCUCGUUACAAGCCACAUUUCUUAAAAAUGCGAUAUGAACAUAUUGUGGUCAUGUGAGUCAUUUGUGUGUGAAUGUAUGUGUCUAAGCUUAAAGUCACAUGCUGUAUGUCAUUUUACAUAAGAAGAAAAACAGAUAUCUGUCAUAUUCUAUGAAGAACUUGGGUCUGCCUGCUUCACUGCCGUACACUUUGUGUCAAUUCUACCUUGUUUCUGAAUAAAAUGGCAAAUUGUCACAGUUCA